Messenger RNA from Penaeus vannamei (Pacific white shrimp), 1542 nucleotides. The record is from RefSeq and is a predicted model, not a curated record. NCBI's taxonomy places the organism in Eukaryota, Metazoa, Arthropoda, Malacostraca, Decapoda, Penaeidae.
CACAUGGCAGAACAAUCGCCCCAGACGAGGUUUACAUGUCAGAUUCCUUAUCGGAUGAGGCGGAGACAUGAGACGCGAGAUCUGCGGGCGGACAGUUCGGAGGCGACCCGCGGAUGAGAUGGUGUCAAAAUCGGUCUUCCUGCUGGGGUGUCUCGCCCUGGCAUCCGCGGACAUUCCAGUAGCAUGUUACUACGAGGACAUCCGCGGCACAUGGACCUUCCAGGAGACGGAGCGGUCGGGCGACAGCAGCCUCAGCUGCGACGCCCUCGGCCCCGUCGUCCACACCAAGACCUUCACCCUCAGCUUCCCCGACACCGCCACGGACGAGCUCGGCAACGAAGGAACGUGGACUAUGAUUUCGAGUCAAGGAUUUGAGGUGAAUAUCAACGGAAGGUCCUACUUCGCCUUCUCCUACUACGAGGGCGACUGGGAGAACUCUGUCUCCUACUGCGAUCGUACCUUCAACGGUUGGUCACGUGACAAGACAGUGAGGAACUGGUCCUGUUUCAAAGGCCAAAAGAAUACGCAGGUAGCGCCAAGAGUUCCCAAGAGGACGCAGAGGCUUCAGGACCAGCAAUACAGAGUGGACCAUCGACACAUUGCGCAGAUUAAUGCCAUUCAGACGUCGUGGACGGCGAAGGCGUAUCCGCAGUUCGAGCAGUACACCAUAGAGGAGAUGCAGCUGAGGUCCGGCGGCCACGGGUCCUCUCUCCCUCCCGCCUCGCCUCCUUCUUCUUCCCCGGAGCUGCUCGCCCGCCUGAGCCUCCUGCCGGAGAACUUCGACUGGCGUGACGUGGAGGGCGUGAACUACGUAGGCGGCGUGAGAGACCAGGCCCAGUGCGGGUCCUGCUACGUGUUCGCCUCCACCGCCAUGCUCGAGAGUCGUCUCCGAGUGAAGACACGGAACCAGCGCCAAGAUGUCUUCUCCACGCAGGACGUGGUGUCAUGUUCUGCCGUCUCACAAGGAUGCAAUGGAGGCUUUAAGUACUUAAUUGCAGGCCGUUACGCCAUGGAGCAGGGUAUGGUUGCAGAAGAGUGCAAUCCUUACACUGCACAGGACGACCCGUGCGCCACCGACCCGUCCUGCGCUCGCACCUACGUCAGCGACUACUCCUUCCUCGGCGGAUACUACGGCGGGAGCAGCGAGGACCUCAUGAUGGAGGCCCUGGUGGCGCGGGGACCCAUGGCCGUGUCCUACAUGGUCUACGACGACUUCUUCAACUACGAGGGCGGCGUGUAUCACCACACGGGCGCUCGGAGCGACUUCAAUCCUCACGGGGCCACCAGCCACGCCGUCCUGCUCGUGGGCUACGGCGUCGAUCCUGCCACGGGAGAGAAGUACUGGACCUGCAGGAACUCGUGGGGCGCGGACUGGGGCGAGGGCGGCUUCUUCAGGAUCAGGAGAGGAACCAACGAGUGCAACAUCGGUUCCUAUGCGGUCGAGGCCACGCCCAUUCCCUAGUUAGGAUGGAAUGUGCCGGAGUUGUAAACCUUCGAAGGAUGUGUAAACAGGUUUCAUUGCAAAAAAAAAGGUUUUAUUUA